Messenger RNA from Knipowitschia caucasica, 489 nucleotides. The record is from the annotation of a GenBank genome assembly. Lineage: Eukaryota; Metazoa; Chordata; Actinopteri; Gobiiformes; Gobiidae.
AUGGGAGAGGGUCGGGGCCAGGAGAGGACCAGGACCCAAAGAGGACCAGGACCCAAUGAGGACAAAGGACCCAAAGAGGACCAGGACCCAAUGAGGACAAAGGACCCAAAGAGGACCAGGACCCAAAGAGGACCAGGACCCAAAGAGGACACAGGACCCAAAGAGGACCAGGACCCAAUGAGGACAAAGGACCCAAAGAGGACACAGGACCCAAAGAGGACCAGGACCCAAAGAGGACACAGGACCCAAAGAGGACCAGGACCCAAUGAGGACAAAGGACCCAAAGAGGACAGAGGACCCAAAGAGGACCAGGACCGGGAGAGGACCAGGACCCAAAGAGGACACAGGACCCAAAGAGGACCAGGACCGGGAGAGGACCAGGACCGGGAGAGGACCAAGAUCGGGAGAGGACCAAGAUCCUCAGAUUUGGAGCUGAUUCUGUCUUUCUUCAAUAAAGCAGACUGGACCAACACUUCUACUCAGAAAUGA